Messenger RNA from Globicephala melas (long-finned pilot whale), 2770 nucleotides. It is a transcript of the gene AGTR2, whose product is annotated as angiotensin II receptor type 2. Gene Ontology annotation, biological process: immune response; calcium-mediated signaling; inflammatory response. Gene Ontology annotation, cellular component: external side of plasma membrane; membrane. The record is from RefSeq and is a predicted model, not a curated record. Lineage: Eukaryota; Metazoa; Chordata; Mammalia; Artiodactyla; Delphinidae. Gene Ontology annotation, molecular function: C-C chemokine binding; angiotensin type II receptor activity; C-C chemokine receptor activity.
GUCUAAGGGAACGAAUAAGCACAGAAUUAAAAGCAUUUUCAGCCUGAAUUUUUAAGGGGUGCACUUAGGAACUAGGCAAGCUGAUUUAUGAUAACUAAGCUUUAAACUCCAACAACCAAAGGUGUAAGAAUUAGGAGCUGCUGACAUUUCAGUCAAUAUGAAGGACAACUUCACCCUUGCCACCAUCAGCAAAAACAUUACCAGCAGUCUUCACGUCGGACUUGUGAACAUUUCUGGCAAUGAGUCUACCUUUAACUGCUCCCAUAAGCCAUCAGAUAAGCAUUUAGAUGCAAUUCCUAUUCUCUACUACAUUAUUUUUGUGGUUGGAUUUCUUGUCAAUACUAUCGUGGUUACACUGUUUUGUUGUCAAAAGGGUCCUAAAAAGGUUUCCAGCAUUUACAUCUUCAACCUGGCUGUGGCUGACUUACUGCUUUUGGCUACUCUUCCUCUCUGGGCAACCUAUUAUUCUUACAGAUAUGACUGGCUCUUUGGACCUGUAAUGUGUAAAGUUUUUGGUUCUUUCCUGACCCUGAACAUGUUUGCAAGCAUUUUUUUUAUCACGUGCAUGAGUGUUGAUAGGUACCAAUCUGUCAUCUACCCCUUUCUGUCUCAAAGAAGAAAUCCCUGGCAAGCAUCUUAUAUAGUUCCACUUGUUUGGUGUAUGGCCUGUCUGUCCUCAUUGCCAACAUUUUACUUCCGAGAUGUCAGAACAAUUGAAUAUUUAGGAGUGAAUGCUUGCAUUAUGGCUUUCCCACCUGAGAAGUAUGCCCAAUGGUCAGCUGGGAUUGCCUUAAUGAAAAAUAUCCUUGGUUUUAUUAUCCCUUUAAUAUUCAUAGCAACAUGCUAUUUUGGAAUCAGAAAACACCUACUGAAGACCAAUAGCUAUGGGAAGAACAGAAUAACUCGUGACCAAGUCCUGAAGAUGGCAGCUGCUGUUGUUCUGGCGUUCAUCAUCUGUUGGCUUCCCUUCCAUGUUCUGACCUUCCUGGAUGCUCUGGCCUGGAUGGGUGUCAUUAAUAGCUGUGAAGUUAUAGCAGUCAUUGACCUGGCACUUCCUUUUGCCAUCCUCCUGGGAUUCACCAACAGCUGCAUUAAUCCCUUUUUGUAUUGUUUUGUUGGAAACCGGUUCCAACAGAAGCUCCGCCGUGUGUUUAGGGUUCCGAUUACUUGGCUCCAAGGCAAGAGAGAGAGUGUGUCAUGCCGAAAAAGUAGUUCCCUUAGAGAAAUGGAGACCUUUGUGUCUUAAACAUGAGAGUGGAAUGCAUGUUAUCAACAUGGUUACUUGGUUUGAGAUCUCCCUGAAUUAUCUUUUAACGGCUUUAGUAAAAUAACAAGUUCUUCCCUUUCAUGUAAUCUUCUCUCACUCUUCUAGAACAGGAAACCAAAUGUAACUCUAAGUUUUAUCCUCCAGUGACUUUCAAGAAUUGCCCACCUUUUUUUUUUUCUGGUCUAUCUGUACUAGACUGUCACUGGGGAGAUGUACCCAAAACUGAGAAGUAACUGGGAAUUUAUCUCCAAUUAUAAUUAAUAGGAAGUUAUGAAUGAUGAUUUGGAGUUUCAGAUUUCUCCUUGAGAUAUGCUGGAGUUUUUAUUGGUUCUUAGAUCCAUUUUCAUCAAGCUUUCCUCUUGAACCAAGGCUGGUCUUUUAACUCACUGCACUAUUUACAAGACAUUACGCUAAAAUCAAUGAGCACUUCUAAGUGCAGUGUACUACAAUAGAUUGGUACCAGUUAUUCAGGCUCUAGGCAUAUGCCUUCUACUUUAUAUUAUAAAUAAUAAUCCUUUUAUAUUUCGCUUGAGCAUAAGUUUGUAUUUAAGGUAUAGCUACUUAUUGAGUAGGGUUAGGAAUAUAGAUUAGAUCACAUGUACUCCUACAUUUUAGCUUUUAUUUAGAGUUAUAGGAAGUAAAAUGUAUAAUAACAUAGAUUUGCAAUAAACAAAUAUUUGUUCACUAAAGUCUGAAUAAACACUUUUUAAACUUUCUAUCUAACUACUGUUUGAAGGUUUCUAUGUUCUCUGAUAAUUUUUUGAAAAUAACUAAACAGUGUUUAGUGUAUAAAAUGUAAAGGUCAUUUUUUACAUCCUUGACCUUUGGGAUGUGGUGCUUUGAUAUAUAGGAAGUUGACUUGAGUUUUAUUAUUGAUGCUUUGGUUCUGGGUUGCUUCCCAAAAUAUCUGGGUGGCUUAUUUAACUCUUUACUUUGGAAUAAACCCUUAAUGGGCAUAGGAAAAGAUUAUGUCAAAAUGGAAUUUUGACACCCAAGGAGGACAAAGAGAUCCAGCAAAUGACACGUUUGGUGUCACACAACAAACCUGUCAGGGCAAUGCAAUGUGGCUUUGAAAAUAUAGACCAUGGGGUAGACUUAACCUAUACCUAUGGAUACUGCUUGUUCCAGAAUUUAUAGAAUUCUGCGGAACUCUUCUAUACCAAUCACUGGUCCAUAGAUCUCCUUUCAACACUAUCAGAACUCCAAAGUUUGAGGAGUGCCUGAAACUGAGUGAGGUACCUAGAGUUAACUUAGAGUAUUCAUCUUAAUUUUAGAAGUUAGAGAUUUCAUUCUGCACCAGCCCCAUAUUAUAUCAGGUUAUCUAGGACCUUCCUAGACCAAUACUGACCUCUGAGGUAGAAAUAAAGUUACAGAAGCUUGGUGUCUUUGCCGGAUUCCAGGGCUAUAGAUCCAAAAAUACUCUGGCUCCACUUUCUGGGAAAGUCCUAAUUUCAUGUAAUCUAUUAUUAUCAAUAAAAACAAAUUGCUAAAUGUAUAAGCAAA